UAGAAGUGCGAGCUUCCACUCCCUAUUGACCUGCGCAACCUCACUCACAUCCCACCGUCCCCAUCGCCGCUACUGUUCCGCUCUGAUCAUGGCGGAACACCACCACAAGAAGAAACGCGCAUACGCACAGCAAGCGUAUGAAUUCGGCGCCAAUGCGGUUCCCCCCGCGGGAGGAGCUCCCGCUCCAUUGAUGCCCGGUGAAGCAUUCGGACAGGGCAUUCCUGCGCCAGACAACUUGGCUGGCCAGUUUGGGCAGAUGAACUUAGGCCCCCAGCAGCCAGGAUACCAGCAGCCCGGUUAUCAGCAGCCCGGUUACCAGCAACCCAUUCCCCAGCAAGUUCAGCCUCAAGCUCCAGCUGCUGCGGCGCACUUGAACCAGCUGUUUCCCUCGGACCUAAUUCAACAACCAUUCAACGUUCUUGAAUUGGACCAGCCACCACCUCCGAUCAACCUGCCCGUGAACACGUCGGUCACCCCCUCCCCGUACGCCAAUUGCCCUCCGAAAUACAUCCGAUCGACGUUGAAUACAGUCCCUACAACGCAUUCACUGCUCAAGAAAAGCAAGCUUCCAUACGCUCUUAUCAUCCAGCCAUAUGGAGCGCUUCGCGACAGCGAAGAAUCGGUUCCCGUCGUGACGGACCAGGUUAUUUCGAGGUGUAGGCGUUGUAGGGCGUACAUCAAUCCCUUCGUGACCUUUUUGGAUCAUGGGCACCGAUGGAGAUGCAAUAUGUGCAAUCUCACGAACGAUGUCCCACAAGCCUUUGACUGGGAUGCCUCAGCACAGAAAAGCGUCGAUAGAUGGCAAAGACCGGAGUUGAACUAUGCAGUGGUUGAGUUCCUGGCGCCCCAAGAAUACAUGGUCCGGCCUCCUCAGCCACUGGUUUACCUCUUCCUAUUCGACGCCAGCUAUGCUGCUGUGUCCAGCGGCCUUCUUGCCACCAGCGCGAGGUGCAUCUUGGAGAAUCUUGACAGAAUACCAAAUGCGGAUCGUCGAACUCGGUUGGGUUUCAUGGCAGUUGAUUCCAGUUUGCAUUACUUCUCUAUCAAACGCGAUGGCAGCGAGAAUAAUGAUGUCUCAUGCUUGGUUGUAAGCGACAUUGACGAUGAGCCUUUCCUUCCACAACCGUCCGAUUUGCUGGUCAAUCUGUCAGAAUGCCGAGCGAAUAUCGAAUCAUUUCUAGACAAGCUUCAGUCGAUGUUCCAAGAUACCCCUAACACCGCAUCUGCAAUGGGUUCAGCACUCAGAGCGGGUCACAAGCUUAUCUCCCCAGUCGGCGGCAAGAUCACUGUGCUCUCGGCCUCCCUUCCCAACGUAGGUACUGGCAAGCUGGAAAUGAGAGAGGACAAGAAGCUGCUGGGUACUUCCGGGGAGUCGAAGCUUUUGCAGACCGCCAAUAGCUUUUAUAAGAGCUUCGCAGUCGAGUGCUCCAAGAACCAGGUCUCCAUCGACAUGUUCCUCUUUUCGUCACAAUACCAGGAUGUUGCGACCUUAAGCAACCUGCCAAGAUAUACGGGUGGACAAACCUAUUUCUAUCCUGGUUGGAACGCGUCACGUGUCGAGGACGCCGUCAAGUUCGCUCGCGAGUUCAGCGAGUAUUUGUCCGCCGAGAUCGGUCUUGAGGCUGUUCUCCGUGUCCGUGCAACCACUGGACUGCGCAUGAAUGCCUUCUAUGGCAACUUUUUCAACCGAAGCUCCGACUUGUGCGCGUUUCCUGCCUUUCCUCGCGACCAAGCUUAUGUCGUGGAAGUCGCGAUUGAUGAGACGAUUUCGAAACCAUACGUCUGUUUACAGGCUGCUGUUUUACACACGACAUGCAAUGGUGAACGAAGGAUAAGAGUUCUCACUCUAGCGCUCCCCACGACAGAAAGCCUAGCAAACGUCUAUGCUUCGGCUGAUGCCCAAGCCAUCACUACCUAUUUCUCGCACAAAGCCGUCGAGCGCGCAUUCGGAUCCGGGCUUGACGCAGCUCGUGACGCCCUCCAAGGUAAGGUCAUUGAGAUUCUGCAGACUUAUCGCAAGGAGCUUGCUGGAGGCGGCUCUGGUGCGCUGUCCUUGCCGCAGAAUCUUCGGGCCUUGCCGGUCCUGUUCCUAGGUCUUAUCAAGAAUAUUGGCUUGCGCAAGUCGGCGCAAAUCCCGAGCGACCUUAGGUCGGCGGCCCUCUGCUUGCUAAGUACUUUGCCGCUGCCGCUGAUGAUGCAGUAUAUUUAUCCCCGCUUUUACUCAUUGCACGAUAUGCCCGACGCCGCCGGUGUCCCCGACCCCACAACGGGAGAAAUCGUCCUUCCCGCGCCCAUCAACCUUUCUUCUGAACGCAUCGUCCCUUAUGGCCUCUACCUGAUCGACGACGGCGUCAACCAGUUCCUCUGGGUAGGGCGGGACGCCGUGCCGGCCCUCCUCCUCGACGUUUUCGGCACCGAGGACCGCACGCAGGUCAAGCAGGGGAAGACGAGUAUGCCCGUCAUCGACAACGAUUUCAACGAGCGCGUCCGUGGCGUCAUUGAGAAGUCCAAGGAUCAUAGAAGCAGGGGCGUGGGGUCGAUUGCGUACCCGACGCUGUACGUGGUUCGCGAGGAUGGGGAUCCAAGCCUCAAGCUUUGGGCGCAGACGCUGCUGGUUGAGGACCGUGCGGACCAGGGGGUCAGUUUGCAGCAGUGGAUGGGACUGUUGCGGGAGAAGGUUGUGCAGUAAGCGUUUACGGUUUGCAAGGCUUGGGGUGCGGCGGUCGAAGAUCGCUUCCUUGUUCCGGAGCGUCGUGGGUUGUUUAGCGAGUAGCCGAACGGUUGAAGGAAGAAAGGGAGGGAGUGUGAGGUGGG
This is a messenger RNA of Westerdykella ornata, 2814 nucleotides long. RefSeq names its product COPII component protein. The record is from RefSeq and is a predicted model, not a curated record. The transcript is spliced from 11 exons. Lineage: Eukaryota; Fungi; Ascomycota; Dothideomycetes; Pleosporales; Sporormiaceae. Gene Ontology annotation, cellular component: COPII vesicle coat; endoplasmic reticulum exit site. The coding region runs from base 89 to 2689 and encodes 866 amino acids. Gene Ontology annotation, molecular function: zinc ion binding; SNARE binding. Gene Ontology annotation, biological process: intracellular protein transport; COPII-coated vesicle cargo loading; endoplasmic reticulum to Golgi vesicle-mediated transport.